Molecule: messenger RNA, 1972 nt
Organism: Boleophthalmus pectinirostris (great blue-spotted mudskipper)
Lineage: Eukaryota; Metazoa; Chordata; Actinopteri; Gobiiformes; Gobiidae
Product: zinc finger protein 503-like
Exons: 2
Coding region: 272-1759 (495 amino acids)
Biological process (GO): negative regulation of DNA-templated transcription
Cellular component (GO): nucleus
Source: RefSeq, a predicted model, not a curated record
CUGGAGCGCGGAUCUGAAGGACUACAACGAAGCGAGGGGCGGAGUGUGUGUGUGUGUGUGUGUGUGUGUACGCGUGUGUGUUUUUACCUCGCGAUCAGACCCAAGGAAUAACACUGGAUCUUUUUGUUUUUCUAUUUUUUUUGCUUGUUUUAUCGCUUCGUUCCGGGGGAUUUACAGUUCCUUUAUUGCUUGACGUCGCUUUCGGGUCGUGUCUAUCGCUCUCCAAAGCUGUUGUGAUGCCCCACUUCGCUCUCUCCACGCCGUUCGGGUCAUGAGCACGUCGCCGCCGGUGUUUGUCCUAACCGAGACCCAGAACACAGCGUGGAGGAGCGGGCCCAGUGCCGUGCUCUGCUCCGUGUCCCCAGCGGACCCCCAGCGCCAGGCCAAGCGACUCCCGAUCAAAGUGCUCAAAAUGCUGACAGCCAGAGCGGGACACAUCCUCCACCCGGACUACCUCCAGCCGCUGCCCUCCACCCCGGUCAGCCCCAUCGAGCUUGACGCCAAAAAGAGUCCUCUGGCGCUUCUGGCCCAGACGUGCUCUCAGAUCGGGAAACCGGAUCCUCCCUCCGCCGCUAAACUCUCCUCCUCCGCGGGCUCAGGCUCCAGCGGCUCCGGGGACAAAGAUGCCAAGACCCCGCUGAAGAUGAGCGAUCUCGGGUCUGAGGACAAGUCCAGUUUUAAACCGUACAAAACGGACAAGAAGGAGUCCAGCAGCGCGGAGAGGAACGGCUUUCGCGUGCCCAGCGCCACGUGCCAGCCUUUUACGCCGCGCACGAGCAGUCCCAGCUCCGUUACGUCCGCGUCUCCGGUGCCGAGCGACACAAAAGACAAGGACGAAAAGAAGGAGGACAGACCAGACUCUGUCCCGAGGACUGAAGACACGUCUAAAUCGGCCCCUGAGCCCACGCCCCCGGUCUCCUCGAGCUCCACGGGCCUGGGGCUCGUGGCUCCGGUGUCUCCGUACAAACCGGGCCCGGGGCACGUGUUCCCGUUGCCCGCCGCGGGGGUGUCGUACCCCUACGGCUACCCACAGCCUUUUCUCACGCACGGAAUGACCCUUGACCAUAAGUCCACCAGCGCGGGUAGCGGCGGGCUGCUGGGACAGUUCUCGUCUCUGGCGGGAGGAGCGAAGGGGGGCAGCCCGCUGGCAGGAGCCUCUCCCCCGGGGCUGGCUCCGGGACUGUGUCGGGACCCGUUCUGCCUGGGCUUUCACUGCGCGGGGCUCAGCGGCGGCGGCGCGGGCUGUGACUCUUUAAAGAGCGGCUAUCCACUCAUGUACGCGCCUCCUGCCGCGCACGCGCCUCUGCACGCGGCGCACUCUUUCCCGGGACACGCGCUCUACCCCUACGGCCUCGUGGCCAACGACCCGCUGCCGCACGCGUGCAACUGGGUGUCCGCUAACGGCGCGUGCGACAAACGCUUUGGCACGUCAGAGGAGCUGCUCGCGCACCUGAGGACGCACACGGCGCUCACCUCGGACAAACUGAUACCGGGUUACCAUAGCAACGGCUCGUCUCUCGCGGUGGCGGCGGCCAUGGCGGCCUCGUGUCAUAUGCACAUGCCCAGCGGCAGCCCGAGCGCGCUCGCGCUCAGAGGCCCUCAUCACGCGCUCGGACUUUCCCGGUAUCACCCGUACUCCAAGAGCCCGCUGCCCGGGAGCGCGCCCGGGGCCGUGCACGUGCCCCCCGCGCCUGCUCAGUACUACUCCCCGUCCCCGUACCUGUUCGGACAGAGACUGACACCUGCACUGUACCAAUAGCACCAGUGUGACCGCCCCCAAGACCCGGAUGUGGAUUAUUGUGGUUUGAUUUGGAGUCACGUGACACAGCAGGAGUCCGGGGUCAGCGGGGGUCACACAGAGCCUGGAUUUAUCAGAUUGUAUUUUAAUAAAGUUAUUUAAGUUUAUCUGGAGAAUUACAGAUUGUGACGCAGUGAAGGAGGAUCUGACGCUGCUCUUUGUUCAAGAGGCGAG